AUUCAAGCGGUCAGCCGUCUGUCUCUUUUUCAAUUGAUCAAUUGAUCGUGAGCAUCGUCCGGGAAUGCCCUCCAUCUUGUGUCAACCGAUGCCAUCACUUUUGGGGGCCAGCCUACGCCGUAGACCAGUACCGACAAAUAAUACAGUAGUCUAACUAGGACGGCGCUGCUCCUGCUGGGCCCCCGAUAGCGGGAUGGAGGGGUGACAAUGUCCCCCACGCUGCGCUGCGGCUCCGGCUGCAGGGGCAGGUGCCAGUGGACAAGGUCGCUGCCAAUCAACGACGAUCAAUUUGACAACAAUCAACCCCCCCUCUUCCCCCCUCCUGGUCCUCAACCCUUGUAUUCAGGGUUGGGAAAGGGGUGACUGACUGACUGGCUGACUGACAUCCAAGCAAGACAGACAGGCAGACUGAGAGCUCCCAUGAGCUACCAAGCCACUUGAUCAUGUCCACCCGUGAGGCCCGCCAGCCUCAUUCUCAACAUGGACUCGCCAUACCGCCACUAUACGUCGUGACCGGCUUGGUCCUAUUGCGUACCCUCAAUGCAUUUUGCACGGGGCGCACUUUCUUCCAGCCAGACGAGUACUUCCAGGCUCUCGAACCAGCAUGGAACCUCGCGUUUGGGCCCAAUAGCGGUGCCUGGUUGACCUGGGAAUGGCAAUAUCAUCUGAGGUCUUCCCUCCACCCAGCCCUGUUUGCCCUCGCAUAUGCUGCCGCGGACAAGGUCAUGAGCGUGCUGUCAUGCCUGCCAGCCUUCAGAGCCUCCGUGCUGGUCGCAUUGCCCAAGCUGGUCCAGGCAUGUCUCGCGGCGCUGGCUGACUUGUACACUUGGAAGCUCGCCGAGAAGGUCUACGGCCAGGGCAGCAGGUCGGCCUGGUCCGCCCUGUGCGUGACCGUGCUCAACCCCUGGCAGUGGUACUGCUCCGCGAGGACCUUUUCGAAUUCCCUCGAGAUGACACUCACCAUAGCGGCCCUGAACUACUGGCCCUGGGAGUUGCUGGGUGACGCUGCCGAGACUCAUGGUGGCUCCCCCGCGAGACGGAACCGUCUUGCCAGCCUCCGGGUCUCCCUUUUCCUUGCCGCGAUUGCGGUUCUUUUGAGGCCCACAAACGUUUUUAUCUGGGGCACUGUAGUUCUGGUGGCUUUCACCCGCUUGACACUACGUGGGAAAAGCCCAAUCAGUUUGCGGGUAGCCCUGGUCCUCUUCAGGGAGGCUGUCUUGUGUGGGAGUGCCGGUCUGGCACUGUCUGCCAUCUCUGACCGUCUCUACUUUGGCGAAUGGACAUUCCCACCAUAUCAUUGGCUUCACUUCAACCUGAACCAGGACCUUGCUGUCUUUUAUGGGGAAAUGGCAUGGCAUUACUACCUCUCCCAAGGCAUCACCCAGCUCGCCAUGACAUUCCUGCCAUUCGCGCUCGUUGGUAUAUACAGGUCCGCGUUGUCGUCGACCUCAGGUGCCACGGCGACCCAAUCCAACGCCCUCAGAACACUGGCCUACACGGUCAUUAGCACUAUUGCGGUCUUAUCUGCGGUCUCGCAUAAGGAAGUCCGCUUCAUCUACCCACUCCUCCCAACUCUGCAUAUCCUCGCGGCCCCAUCUUUCGCCUCCUUUUUCUCUGCCGCUCCAGGCCGCCAGCCCUCCCAGGGCAGGACCGCUCUCCUUGCCGGUCUCAUAUUCGUCAAUCUUAUCAUAGCAACGUACCUCUCCCUCUUCCACGUUGCUGCACCAAUCUCCGUCAUGCACUUCCUCCGACAUGAAUACGAGCGCAUCCACCCUGACCGUCUCAAUCUUCACCUCGAGCAUCCCAUUCUCAACCACCAUCAUAGCCUCACGCAGCCAUCACCUGUCGAUGGUAGUAACGACACCGACGAGCUCUUUGCUCUCUUCCUGACUCCAUGCCACGCGACACCCUGGCGCUCACACCUCGUCUACCCCUCUCUCCGCGCGAGGGCAUUGACCUGUGAGCCCCCGCUGCACACAGCGCCUGGCAGCGUGGAGCGGGCGUCGUACAUGGACGAGACCAAGAGGUUCUUUGACGGGUUCGGCUCCAGCGACCAGUGGGGCGUCAGCUUCCUAGCGGAGGAAAUAUGGCCGCUGGCAACUGGCGGGGAUCAGUCCAAGGUUGGAGGCCGAGGUGGCGAGAUGCCGCGCUAUAUUGUUGGGUUUGAGAGCAUGGAGGUGGCCCUGACUGGAUUUCUUGACAGCGCAGACAUGGGGUGGAAAUUGAAGCGUGUUUGGAGCGGGUGGAAUGGAUUGUUUAGCGAUGAUGAGAGGAAAGAAGGGUAUCUGGCUGUUUGGGAUACCGGAGUAUAUCCAGAAUAGCAUGCAUCUUCCGUGGGGUGGUUUCACUAUAAUUGAAUGCUACAAUCACAUCAGAGACUGAAA
This is a messenger RNA of Diaporthe batatas, 2384 nucleotides long. RefSeq lists its product as uncharacterized. The transcript has 2 exons. NCBI's taxonomy places the organism in Eukaryota, Fungi, Ascomycota, Sordariomycetes, Diaporthales, Diaporthaceae. The record is from RefSeq and is a predicted model, not a curated record. Bases 444 to 2321 code for a protein of 625 amino acids. Gene Ontology annotation, molecular function: alpha-1,2-mannosyltransferase activity. Gene Ontology annotation, biological process: GPI anchor biosynthetic process. Gene Ontology annotation, cellular component: endoplasmic reticulum membrane.